AUGUCUGAGCACCUUACCAAGUCCGCUAGUAUCACGUUUGACCCGGCCACAAACAUCCCCUCGCUCGCUGGCAAGACCAUUCUCAUCACGGGCACCAACAGUGGCCUCGGCAAGGCGAGCGCCCUUGCAUUGGCCCAACAUGGACCUGCCCAGCUAUGGAUGACGGCACGCGACCCGGAAAAGGGCCAAGGGGCGCUGGGGGAGGUUAAAAACGCGGCGCCAGGCGUCAAUGUCGCCUUCCAGGAGCUCGACUUGAGCUCGUUCGAGAACAUCAAGGCCGCGGUGGCUGCUGUUCGUGCCACUACCGAGAAGCUGGACAUUCUCAUGCUGAAUGCUGGACUCAUGGGCUGUGCGCCCCGCUUGUCUCCUGACGGUUUCGAGAUCCAGAUGGCCACCAACCACCUGGGCCAUGCUCUCUUGCUGAAGCUCCUCCAGCCCAUCUUGGCCCCCGACGCUCGCAUUGUUAGUCUCUCGUCAUCCGCUUGGAAGCACUCGCCGCCUGGUAGCAAGAUCGACUUUGACACGCUGCGCACGGCUUCCAACGACGCCGUUCCACCCGUGUUUCGCUACGUUCAAAGCAAGAUUGCCAAUCUCUUGUAUGCGCAGCAGUACGCCAAACACAACAAGAAUACAUCCCAGGUGAUGGUGUCCAUCAACCCCGGCGAGGUCAACACCAACUUGUUUACACGCGAGCCCGGCGACGACCACAUGAAGAAGCUGCAGACGGAGGUCGUGCCGAAGGUGGCCGGCCCCAUUGCUGACGGCGUAAAGAACCAACUGUGGGCGGCCACCACGGACGCCGCAAACCUGGUGAAUGGCGCCCACUAUGCGCCCAUCGGUGUUGAGGAGAAGUGGGGCAUCGCCGAGGACGAGGAGCUGGCGGAGCAGCUGUGGGCGUGGACCGAGGAGGCGCUCUACGGGCAGGCCUGA
This is a messenger RNA of Sporothrix brasiliensis 5110, 930 nucleotides long. RefSeq lists its product as uncharacterized. The coding region runs from base 1 to 930 and encodes 309 amino acids. The record is from RefSeq and is a predicted model, not a curated record. The transcript has 2 exons. NCBI's taxonomy places the organism in Eukaryota, Fungi, Ascomycota, Sordariomycetes, Ophiostomatales, Ophiostomataceae.